This is a messenger RNA of Tachyglossus aculeatus (Australian echidna), 4142 nucleotides long. RefSeq names its product PDZ domain containing 8 (gene PDZD8). Lineage: Eukaryota; Metazoa; Chordata; Mammalia; Monotremata; Tachyglossidae. The transcript has 5 exons. Gene Ontology annotation, biological process: mitochondrial calcium ion homeostasis. Gene Ontology annotation, cellular component: mitochondria-associated endoplasmic reticulum membrane contact site. Gene Ontology annotation, molecular function: lipid binding; protein binding. The coding region runs from base 192 to 3689 and encodes 1165 amino acids. The record is from RefSeq and is a predicted model, not a curated record.
UCCCCCCGCCUCACCCGCGGCAGGCCAUCUCGGCACCCGCGGGGCCGGUGCGGGAGGACCCCAGCUGCCCUCCGACCCCCUCCGAUGUCCUCAAGAUGGAGGCAGCGGGGGCGGCGGUGUGAGGGGGCGCGGCGAGCGGGCCGCAGCAGGUGCCUGGGCGGCGGCGACGGAGGAGGAGGAGGAGAAGAAGGAUGGGGCUGCUCCUGGUGAUCGUGGCGUCGGCCGUGGCCGGCUCCUUCCUCACGCUCCUGGCCCAGAUCCUGAUGCUGUACCGGAGGAAGCCGGAGCCGCCGGCGGGGGAGGCGUGCGGGGGCGGCCGCUACAGCGCGCCGGGGCCGGGCCUCCUCCUGCGGGACUACCUCUAUGGCGGCGGGGGCGGCGAGGAGGCCGCGGGGCCCGCCGAGGCGGGCGGGCCCGGCCCGGAGACCUGCUACUUCCUCAACGCCGUGUUCCUUUUCCUGUUCCGCGAGCUGCGGGACACGGCCCUGGUCCGCCACUGGGUCACCAAGAAGAUCAAGGUGGAGCUGGAGGAGCUGCUGCAGACCAAGACGGCGGGCCGGCUGCUGGAGGGGCUCAGCCUGCGCGACGUGUCCCUGGGGGACGCCCUGCCCCUGUUCCGCACGGUGCGGCUCCUCAGGCCCGCGGGGGGCGAGGGCGACGGCGACGGCGAGGCCCCGGCCCCGGCCGGCGACGAGGGCGACGAGCCCGGCCCGGCCCCGCUCCCGGAGGAGCUGAGCUUCGAGGUGCAGCUGGACUACCCCGGCGGCUUCCACCUGGCCAUCGACGUGGACCUGGUCUUCGGCAAGUCCGCCUACCUGUUCGUCAAGCUGUCCCGCGUGGUGGGCAAGCUGCGGCUCGUCUUCACCCGCCGGCCCUUCACCCACUGGUCCUUCAGCUUCGUGGAGGACCCGCUCAUCGACUUGGAGGUGCGCUCCCAGUUCGAGGGCCGGCCCAUGCCCCAGCUCACCUCCAUCAUCGUCAACCAGCUCAAGAAGGUCAUCAAGCGCAAGCACACCUUGCCCAACUACAAGAUCAGGUACAAGCCAUUUUUUCCAUUUCAAGUCUUGCCGGGACCCGGGGACGUAGAAGACAGAGACCUCCACGUACAAGAAUGGGCACUCACAGAAGGACGGCUUAAAGUUACAUUAUUAGAGUGUAGCAGGUUACUGAUAUUUGGAUCCUAUGAAAGAGAGACAAAUAUUCAUUGCACACUUGAGUUGAGCAGGGGUGUGUGGGAAGAAAAAUCAAGGAGCUCUAUUAAGACGGCUGAAUUGAUUAAAGGGAACUUACAAAGUGUUGGACUUACACUUCGUCUGGUCCAGUCAAUUGAAGGAUACGCAGGGCACGUAACCAUUGAAACAGUGGCCCCAAAUUCACCUGCCGCAAAUGCGGACCUCCAGCGGGGAGACAGACUCAUAGCCAUUGGAGGAGUUAAAAUCACAUCAACGGUGCAAGUCUUAAAACUCAUCAAGCAGGCCGGUGACAGAGUGUUGGUGUUUUAUGAAAGACCAGUUGGGCAAAGUCAGCAUGGUGCAGUGCUUCAGGACAGCUUUGGACAGUUAGAAGACUCUCCUUUUCUGCCCCAACCGUGCCCACCAAAUUUUGAAGAAGAUACGUCUGGAGUUGCAACAGAUGGUGAUAACAGGGACCUGGAUUCCGAAUUUGAAGACUUGGCCUGCGAUGCCAAGACACCCAGUGAGCCCAAAGAAGAAGUAGGAUCAGCGAUAAAUCCAAGUCCCAAACGCACUGUAUCAACAUUUGCUGCUAAGCCCCUUGGAACCAUAUCUCCAAUUUUAAAUCGCAAAUUAAAUUUAGGAAGUCACCCAGCAGUCGUAAAGACCCAAUCGAAAGAUGGAAAUAAGUCCCUAGCUCCCAAAGUUUCUGAAUAUCAAGACACAGCCCAACAGUCAAUAAAACCAUCUCCAGGAUCCACUGUUAAACCUCCCGUACCACCAAGACCACAGGUUAAAUUUACGAUUGCAUCUUCCGAUCCCCAGAAUCAGACAGAGGCAGGAGACUUACCUGUUGAAAAACCAGAGCGGCCUUCUCCUCCUCCUCCUCUCCUCCCUCCUCCUCCUCCUCCCCCGCCUCCUUCUCCUCCUAAUGGGGAUAAGCCUGCAGAAAGAUUAGUAAAAAGCUCAGAUCAACUAGAAGAUGCAGCCAUGGCAAAACAACCUGCAACAAAGCAAGAAUUGGUAAAAGACUUGAUCUCUGAAAGUUCAGCCAAUACUAAGGACAUUUCAGAUGAUCAUCAAACGUGGGAAUCAUCUGAAGUUCCUUAUCGCAAUAGGCUAGGUAAAUGGACAAGAUCCAGGGCGACUUGUGUAUUUGAUGUAGAAGGCUCUCAUAGGUACCUCAAUGUUGCACUGUGGUGCCGAGAUCCUUUCAAGAUGGGGGGUCUCAUCUGCUUGGGACACGUGAGCAUAAAACUUGAAGAGAUCGCCUUAGAGUGCUUGGCUACGUCGAACAUGGAAUACCUUACAAAAUUCAGAUUGGAUGCCCCGGUGCCUAAAGCUAUAGUCAGUAGAACUGCCCUGCGAAAUUUAAGCACUCACAAAGGAUUCAAUGAAAAAUUUUGCUACGGCGACAUCACUCUGAAUUUCAAAUAUUUGAAAGAAGGAGAGUUGGAACUGUCGAGUACUCUGAUGGAGAAAGAAAGGGAAUGCAGUUUGAUAGACGAGGCUUCAGCAUUUCAUAAAGAGGAACCCUAUGCUGGGCAGAUGGCAUUUACUGAGAACAAACACAGUUUCCAGGAUACUCAGUUCCAGAACCCUACAUGGUGCGACUAUUGUAAAAAGAAGGUUUGGACUAAGGCGGCAUCCCAGUGCUUGCUUUGUGCUUACGUUUGCCAUAAAAAGUGUCAAGAAAAGUGUCUCGCAGAAACGCCGUUGUGUGUGGCAGCUGAAAGGAAACUGGAGCGAAGCUUAGGAAACUUGAGGCUGGAAGGACAGGAACCUGCAGUAGGUCUGGCCUCUCGGACUGACGGUGAAACGAAAUCGGUGAACAAAACCACAGGGUUAACGAGGCACAUUAUCAACACUAGCUCCCGUUUGUUAAAUUUGCGUCAAGUCCCCAAGGCGCGCCUUGCCGAGCAAGGAACCGACCUGGCCGAGCCCUCACCGAAGCACACUCCAAACACUUCCGACAACGAGAGCAGUGACACUGAAGUCUGUGGUUCAAAUAGCCCUUCCAAACGAGCAGGCAGCACAGGAAUCAAGUUAGUAAGGAAGGAUGGCGGUCUGGAUGACAGUGUCUUCAUUGCCGUUAAAGAAAUCGGUCGUGAUCUCUACAGGGGAUUGCCUACAGAUGAGCGGUUCCAGAAGCUAGAAUUCAUGUUGGACAAACUGCAAAAUGAAAUAGACCAGGAGUUAGAACACAAUAAUUUGCUCGUUCGAGAAGAGAAGGAGACAGCGGAGCCGAAGAAAAAAUCUCUCCUUUCUUCUGCGUUGGCUAAAUCAGGCGAAAGACUGCAGGCUCUGACUCUCCUCAUGAUUCACUAUAGAGCGGGCAUCGAGGAUCUCGAAUCUUUAGAAAAUGCAACCAUAGAUCAGCGCUCCAGGAAGACGAGUAAACACCCGGAGGACACAGGUAGGGCAGAAGACCCCGAUCAAGAAGAUGACCAAUUGAUGGAGCCUCCGCCGUUCAGCAGCAUAUCAGAAGAAUUGUUUGCCACUUCUGAAUCGGUGUAGUUGGUUAUUUGCCUAGUUAGCCUACGGAAUAAUCGAGUGGGGAGAGAAAGUUGUUGUCCUUUAUGAAGUAACAUUGAUGGCAUCCACGUUUAAGCACUGGUAUAAUGUCCAUGGCUGGAUUCUCCAAUAUUGCCUAGUUAAGAGUAAAGGGUCGGAGGUUGUUUUCCAGCUGAAGUGGGAGCACUUGGUUAAAUUGUUUGAUUCAGGUUGCAUUAUGACUAAGCUUUUUUGGGUUUUUACUGGGAACUUAUUUUUACUAAUUUAUUUUUAAUGUUUUCUAAUUAUGUAAGCUAGCAUUUCAUGUUGUGGUAUAUGUGUGAGGCAUCUCUUCCGCUUUCUGAAUUUCCGUUGAAUAGGUGACUGUCAGGAUUCUAUAAGUAUUUUGGUUUUCAUCGUGGUGAUAGUUUUGAAUGUGCUGCAUGCUCAGGUGGAAAAUUCAGCAAUCAUCGAGGG